CAGCAGCAGCAGCAGCAGCAGCAGCAGCAGCAUCGGCGCAGAACUCAGAGCCGGACGAUGGUGCUGGUGAAGAACAGCGACCCAUCGUACCGCAGGAGCAUCGCACUGCACCAUGGGGCCCCCAGGAGCCUGGGGCUCUUCCUGGAGGAGGUGUCUGAGCUCAUGCAGUACCGCGUCCGCAAGCUGUACACCUCCGAGGGCCACAAGAUAGACAGCGUGCAUGGUCUCUUGCACGGCCCGAGUGUCCUUAUCUGCGUAGGACGUGAGCCUUCUCACCCCGCCAUCCUCGAGAAUUUGCCGAAAACAGGAGAUGAAAAAGUUCCCAGAUUACAUGUGAGGUUGAGCUCCACUGGCUGUGGUGAGGAACAGGAGAUCCAAGGUGUCGAGAAAAAGAAAACUGGAACCCAGCCCGAAACCAACGGCAGCACCAACAGAUUCCCUGACAUGCCACUGCCAGGCGGCAGGAAUUCCCUGGAGCCUGUGGACCCCCACCCCAACCCAGAAGAGGCCGUAAUGGACGACGACAUCGAGAAACGCGUUGUCGUCAACGAGGACGGCAGCCUCUCGAUGGAAAUGAAGGUGCGCUUCCGGCUCCUAAACGACGAGACGCUGCAGUGGUCCACGCAGGUCACGAGGAACGGAGGUCCGAAGCCCGGCGAGCAGCGCCAGGGGUGCGGCUACUACCUCGAGCAGAGCAGCGUGGAAAGCUGCUCCGAAUCGGAGUGCGUCGUCUCCGCCUGCGAGACGCAGGAGUUGAGUCUCACCCAGCGCUACCAGAAACACAUGGAGGAGGCCCACUGCACCCACUGCUGUGAUCAAUGUCAGGAGUACCACACCUGGACCAACCGACCGAUUCCAGAAGCGCAGGGAGGUGGCGGCAACGUCAAGUCGUCGAGCUCCAGCGCGUCCUCGCACACAACUGUCUGCAAGAGGACGGAGGUUAAAAACACACAAACUACCUCAAUGUCGAGUGAGGAAUGCGGCGGGCAGGUGGUGGAGACGGAGACAUGGGUGGAGAGCACCAUCAAUACAGUGGACACCAUCGAGUAUUGCACGAUCACGAGCGCCGUGACCCCUCAGAGGUUUGAGGGAGGAUCUGCCGUGGUCGACGGGGUCGACAGUGCUGAGGAAAUACCAGAGAGAGGAACAUUGGUUCCAACCCAAAGAGAAGAAAGGGCCUGCUCUGCCAUCAGUGCCUCCUCCAUGAUCUUAACGCAUCUCACAGAGAGUCUAGAUGACGAGGAGGACGACGAUCUUCCUACUGGGGUUUCAAGACCAGAUUCAUGUGCUCAAAAAGGAAGUCCAAGCCCCCGAAGUAGAGGAUCCGUUGCUUCUGCUCAUUCAAGAAUGUCCAAAAUAAUAUCGAAAGCUUCAACUCCAGGGAGAGAAAUGUCCUCACCACUAUCAACAACUUCUAGGUCAUCAAAGACAAAGUGCACAUGUGUACCUUUGGGUGACCCUAUCAAAAAUACAUCUGAUAGCAAUAGCCCAAAAAUUGAGAAACGACAGUCAUCAAGUGCCAUGUCUGUUAAAUCUCACACCUCUUCGAGGGAAAUACUAAUCAAUGAGGAUGAAGAUCCCGAAUGCCCUAAAAGCACUAUAUUAGUACAAAACUCUGCUGAGGAGAAGGAUGAAGUUUUGGAUGAAGCAGAAAGUGCUCAAGAGGUAGUUGAAAACAGAGUGACAAGUUCCAUGUCAUCCAGGUCUAGGUCAAACACUUCCACUAGAACCUCACAGGCAUCGGAGCUUCCACCAGAACCAAGCGAUCAUGCAAACAGAGCCCCUAGCCACUUAUCACAAAGAUCAGGAGCUUCUGUAAGAUCAAAUAGAUCAACAAAAAAUAAAAGUCCAGAAGAGCAAGACACAAAGAAAGAUGACGGUGCUGAAAAUACAGAUGAUGAAACAGCUGAAGGAUCUUAUGAGAACCAACCAAAGGAUGAGAGGGUGUCUAGUGCCACGUCAUACAAAUCAGCGAAAUCAACCAAUUCCCAUGUUUCCGCCAGAUCAAUAAAGUCAAAGUCGUCUGAGGUUCAAGCAGAAAUAUCCUCUGAUGAUCACGAGGAACCAAUGGAAAGAGCUCCAAGUAUGCAGUCAGUCAAAUCAACCAAAUCAGCAAAGAGUGAAGCUGGUGACAUUCCUGAUGAUCCUGAUACUGAAGAGGAAUUUCCGGACAGGCCAAAAAGUGCCAGGUCUAAUACCUCUAACAGAUCGAAUAGAUCAAAAAGAUCUCACCGUUAUUUGGUUUCAGAUGAGGACACUGCAAUAUCUAAGCCUAAAUCAAAGACAUCUACAGUUCCUCCUGAACUGGUAGAGAGCCCAGUAAGCACAACACCAACAAAGUCAGUAGAAUCAAAUGCUUCAGCACUGUCUGCUGAUGAUGAUAAUUUGGAUGGUGAAAAUGCAGAGGAUGUAAUGGAAGAGACAGCAUCCAGUUGCAUUUCAUUCAAAUCCACGGAAUCCACAAAGUCAAAUGAAUCAGCUUUAUCAGAAAAAUCUGAAUUUUCUGAAAUUACUGCUGUAGAAAGUGAUGACAUCUCUGCUGAAGACACUGCAGUAGAGGAAUUCAACAAACCUGAAAACGACAGAUCAAGCUCAAUUUCUAAUGUUUCAGCAAAAUCAAAAAGAUCUAAAUGCUCUGAAGUUCCGUCCGACCAAUGUGUAGAGAUGUCUGAUGAAAUGAUCACAGACGAAGGAGAUAGAUCUAGUGGGAAGUCAGCUAAUUCUCACGUCUCCAGAAGAUCUUGGACUUCAAGGUCCCCUGUUGUGUCGUCGCAAGAAGAUACUGCAGAAGACGAAUGCAAUGUAGAAAGACCAGCAGGUUCCACAUCAAGAAAGUCUAUAGAAUCACAUGAAUCAGGAAUCUCAAAUAACUCAAAGGCUUUUGCAAGUGAUGAACGAUCACUCAGUGUCUUGUCGGCCAAAUCAACAAAGUCAAAUAUCUCUAGAACCUCCAGAAAGUCUUCUGCAGUUAAAUCUGAAGAAAACUCAGAAAAUGAAACCAAUAUGGAAGAGAGAGCUUCAAGCACCAUGUCAAUGAAAUCUACAAAAUCUAAAGAUGAUGAUGACGUUCCUGACAAUGGAACCACUGCAAAGGAAACAACAGCACGUGCAACGAGUGUCAUGUCAACAAAAUCAGCUAGGUCCAAUGUUUCUGCUAGAUCUAGAAAAGCUGAAGUUCCAUCUGUUAAUGUUGACAAACCUGAUAGGGAAGAUGGAGAAGUCGCAAUUGAAGGCAGAAAGGCUGAGCCGGAACCUGGUGAAAGAGCAGCGAGUGGCAUGUCGGCUAAAUCAUCAAGGUCAAAUCGCUCCACAAAAUCAAAGACAUCAAAAGAACCUGGAGAUCCUGCUGAAGUAGCAAGUCCUACUCCUGCUGAAAAGGUCGCUGAACAGGAAACUGAAGGGCGAGGAAGUGCCAUGUCAGUAAAGUCCAAUAUCUCUGCAAAAUCUGGGAUCUCAAAGACCCCUGUGGCGUCGUCGCAGGAAGAUACUGCAGAAGACGAAUGCAAUGUAGAAAGACCAGCAAGUUCCUCAUCAAUAAAGUCCAUAGAAUCACAUGCAUCAGGAAUCUCAAAUCAAUCAAAAGCCUUUGUAAGUGAGGAAAGACCACUAAGUGUCCUGUCGGCCAGAUCAACAAAGUCAAAUAUCUCCAGAACCUCUAAAAAGUCUUCUGCAGUUAAAUCUGAAGAAAACACAGAGAAUGAAAACGACAUAGAAGAGAGAGCAUCAAGCGCCAUGUCACUGAAAUCUACCAAAUCUAAUGUUUCUUCAAGGCAGAAGAAGUCUAAAUACUCUGAUGCUACUGAUGGAAACUGUGAUUUGGUAGAGAUUGAGUCAGAGGUGAGAGCUCCAAGUAAUAUGUCCUCAAAAUCAACCAAAUCAGCAAAGUCGAAUGCUCCUGGCGUAUCCAACAAAUCCAAGGAUUCGGAAAGUUCGACUGUAAAUAGUGGUGAUGUUCCAGACAAUGGAAACACUGCAAAAGAAACGACAGAGCGUGCAACGAGUGCCAUGUCAACAAAAUCUGCUAGGUCCAAUGUCUCUGCUAGAUCUAGAAAAGCUGAAGUUCCAUCUGUUAAUGUUGAAAAACCUGAUGGGGAAGAUGGAGAAGACGCAAUUGAAGGCAGAAAGGCUGAGCCGGAACCUGGUCAAAGAGCAGCGAGUGGCAUGUCGGCUAAAUCAUCAAGGUCAAAUCGCUCCGCAAAAUCAAAGACAUCAAAAGAACCUGGAGAUCCUGCUGAAGUAGCAAGUCCUAUUCCUGAUGAAAAGGUGGCUGAACAGGAAACUGAAGGGCGAGGAAGUGCCAUGUCAGUAAAGUCCAAUAUCUCUGCAAAAUCUGGGAUCUCAAAGACCCCUGUGGCGUCGUCGCAGGAAGAUACUGCAGAAGACGAGUGCAAUGUAGAAAGACCAGCAAGUUCCAAAUCAAUAAAGUCCAUAGAAUCACAUGCAUCAGGAAUCUCAAAUAAAUCAAAAGCCUUUGUAAGUGAGGAAAGACCACUAAGUGUCCUGUCGGCCAGAUCAACAAAGUCAAAUAUCUCCAGAACCUCUAAAAAGUCUUCUGCAGUUAAAUCUGAAGAAAACACAGAGAAUGAAAACGACAUAGAAGAGAGAGCAUCAAGCGCCAUGUCACUGAAAUCUACCAAAUCUAAUGUUUCUUCAAGGCAGAAGAAGUCUAAAUGCUCUGAUGCUACUGAUGGAAACGGUGAUUUGGUAGAGAUUGAGACAGAGGUGAGAGCUCCAAGUAAUAUGUCCUCAAAAUCAACCAAAUCAGCAAAGUCCAAUGCUCCUGGCGUAUCCAAUAAAUCCAAGGAUUCGGAAAGUUUGACUGUAAAUAGUGGUGAUGUUCCAGACAAUGGAACCACUGCAAAAGAAACGACAGAGCGCGCAACGAGCGCCAUGUCAACAAAAUCAGCAAGGUCCAAUGUCUCUGCUAGAUCUAGAAAAGCUGAAGUUCCAUCUGUUAAUGUUGACAAACCUGAUGGGGAAGAUGGAGAAGACGCAAUUGAAGGCAGAAAGGCUGAGCCGGAACCUGGUGAAAGAGCAGCGAGUGGCAUGUCGGCUAAAUCAUCAAGGUCAAAUCGUUCUGCAAAAUCAAAGACAUCAAGAGAACCUGGAGAUCCUUCUAAAAGGAAUACAGCCAGUCCUGCUGGAGAUGCAAGUCAUCUUCCUGAUGAAAUGGCGAAUGAACAGGAAACUGCAGGGCGAGGAAGCGCCAUGUCAGUAAAGUCCAACAUCUCUGCAACAUCUGGGAUCUCAAAGACCCCUGUGGCGUCGUCGCAGGAAGAUACUGCAGAAGACGAGUGCAAUGUAGAAAGACCAGCAAGUUCCACAUCAAUAAAGUCCAUAGAAUCACAUACAUCAGGAAUCUCAAAUAAAUCAAAAGCCUUUGUAAGUGAGGAAAGACCACUAAGUGUCCUGUCGGCCAAAUCAACAAAGUCAAAUAUCUCCAGAACCUCCAGAAAGUCUUCUGCAAAAUCUGGGAUCUCAAAGGCCUCUGGAAACCAACACAAAGUCCACGGAGUAAAUAACGAGGAACCUCAAGAGAGACCAGCAAGUGCACAUUCUGGAAGCACAGCUGAUGUUUCUGAUGAACCAAAUGGUCCUGAGGACCGAGCACCAAGUGCCUUGUCAGCAAAGUCUGCAAGGUCCUGUGUAAGUACCAAAUCAAAAAAAUCGGUAAAAUCCAAUGCAUCAUCAAUAAUACUGAAGAAAUCCAAAGAUAGUGAAGAAAAAAGGGUUGAGCUUAUCGCAGAUACAGAAGAUGACAUUGAAGAGAGAGCAGGAAGUUGCGUCUCAAAUACAACAGAAAAUUCUCAAAUUCUCAUGAGAAACCAAAACUCAGUAUCUGCUGAUUUAUCAGAUGUUGAAAGUCCUGAUGGAGAAAAUAAACAUCAGCUAACGACAGAGAAAGCAGAAAGCUGUAAAUCUGUUAAAUCAAAGAAAUCCAAACAAAGAGAUAUUUCAAUUAACAAUGACAACGAAGACAGCGCAUCCACAAAAUCCAUCGAGUCUCAUGUUUCUGUCAGUUCAAUGAAGUCAAACUCAAACGAUCUGUCAGAAUUACACGCCACUGACAAUGAGGAUAGACCUCCAAGCAUCGUUUCAGUCAAAUCCCAAAAAUCAAACGUUUCAACUGUAUCUGCCCAUUCAAAGGUUUCUGAAUUAACCACUGGUCAUGGAGAUGAUAUUCUGGAUGCAGGACUUGCCGAACAGGAAUCAGAGGUCAGAGCGCCAAGCAACAUGUCCGAAAGGUCGGCAAAGUCUGGCCUUUCUGCAAAAUCCGGCAUUUCUGCAAAAUUGAUGUGUUCAAAGGCAUCAGAAGUUCAGUUUGAAAGACCAUCAAGUAUAAGAUCCGAAAAGUCAAAUGUUACAAUGACAAAUGAACAAGCAGAUGUUUCUGAAGGCCCAUUUGCACCUAUUGUUAUUAUUCAGGAAACUUCUGAAACUGAUGGGAGGGCGCCAAGCUCAUUGUCAGCAAAAUCAGCAAAAUCAGCAAAAUCGGCAAAAUCAAACCUUUCUCUAAGAUCUACAAAGUCCAAGCACUCUGAUGUUCCAACUGAAGCUACCUUGGUUGAUCACAAGGAACCUCUGAUAAGAGCUAUGAGCUCCCUGUCAGUUAAAUCAGCCAAAUCAGUGAAGUCAACAACUUCAACCGCAUCUAACAAACCCAAAGUUUCCAAACGCCCUGUUGAAAAUGGUGAUGAUAUGCACAUUAAAGGACCUGCAGAAGAAGAAACUAUGGACAGAGCAAGUGCAAAGUCAGUGAAAUCAGCUAAAUCAAACAUCUCUGCUUCAAAGUCAGCUAAUAGUGCUGUGUCUACGACAUCUGAAUGUUCUUCAGAGGUUUGUGAUGUUAUUCAAGAUCAAGGACAUGCUGCAGAAGAAAAUAUAAAGAGAUCAAAAAGCUCCAUGUCAGCAAAAUCCGCCAAGUCAAAUCGGUCUGUAAAAUUGGGAACCACAAUGGCAUCUCAAGUCACCCCUGAAAGUUCUGAAAGAUGCAUUGCUGAUGAAGGAUCUACUGAAGAGGAUAAUGCAAUCAGAGUAGCAAGUGCCCAGUCAAACACAUCUGUAAAGUCCAACCUCUCUAGAAAACCUAGCCCCUCAAAUGUAUCUGGAAGUAUCUUACUUGAUGUCGAGGCUGAAGAAAGACAGACAACUGUGCUGUCAGUAAAGUCAGCAAAGUCAACUUCUACUGCUGUAUCAAGAAAAACGAAGGUUUCUCACUGUGACAUUGAUGAUGUUGAUGAAGAAAUGACGAAUGAAACAGACAAAUCGUUCAUCUGUGCAAAGUCUUCAAUGAUCUCAUUUGUGAACAUAAAGGAUAAUGAAGAAAGGCCACCCAGUGCCACGUCUGCAAAGUCAAAUAUUUCAGCAUGUAAAAAAGUAUCAACACCUUCCAAAGAUGCACUAACACAUACUGCGAAAGACCAACAAAGUCUGUCAGUCAGGUCAAAAAAAUCAAAAAAAUCAGAGAAACCAAAAACCGAACCUUUGCUUAUAUCACACGAUGGCUCCAAGGAUGACAGUGAUUUGUCACAGUCACUUCCGUUUUCAGAUAUUGAUGAUGAAAAGUCGGACACUCAUCAGGCAGAUAACCAAUCAAAUUCAAAUGUCUUCAAUAGGACCAGAACAGGUUCAUCACAACCGAAGACAGAAGAUCUUGUCCCAUCCAGGCUACCAAAUGCAUCACCCACAGAGGUUGUCAGUGAGUGGUUGAAAAACAUCCCAGCUGACAAUGUAAUGUACGACAAUGUAGACGAAUUUGACAGAAACUCAGAAGGACAUGAAAAUGUUGAGCUCACAGAGGGUAUCGGCACAAUGGUAGAGGUGGACAACACUGAGAAGUCUGCUGCAGAACAAGUCAUGAAACCUCAAAAAGCCAAUGGAGGGUUGACGAACAACAUCCCUGAAUCAAGUGAUCAGACAAACACCUCAAAGGAAGAAUAUACCUGCAACUGUGAUCUGACAAAUGACCCAUCAAAGGUCUUUCAGUCCUCGGUGCAGGUGAUGAAGGUGCUUUUAAGUCCAAAGACUGAUCGAUGUAACAGUUUACCUGAAAUUUCCCCAGUGUAUGGACGUAAACUAAGCACUUCUGCUCAAGGUCUCUUGGAUUGCCUUGUUAACUUGCAAUUAAUAGAGUUUGAUCCGGCUAAUGAAGAUGCCAAAGAUGAAAAAUACAGAGAGUUAAUGAAUAUCCUACAAUCCUUGUGGCUUUGUGAGCCUUCAAAAAGCGGACAAAGAGUAAAGCAUAAUGUUCAUCAUUCCCCAGACGAGGACUUAAAUCGUACAUCAUCAUCGGGUGUAGAUGUCAACAGUGGCUCCCGUGGCUCUGGGAACAGCAGCGUAAACAGUGGUGGCCAAACUAAUGGCAAUGUGGGGGUAGACACACUGAUGAAGGUGCAAGAAGUCAAUGAGGCCGUGGACGAAGCAAGUGUCAAAUCAAUAGCUGGGGCAUCAAAAGAGCUAUCACAAAACAUACACAGGGAUGCUCAAUUUUCACCAGAUAGACAAAUGGGACAAACAACAGACACUGAUCCAAAGGAAGAUGAGCCCGGCUCAGAUGAAACAAUUAGAAACAUGGACAGUCCAAGGGAAUUGCCAGAAACACCACAGAGUUCAGGAAGCACAAAUAGUUCAGGAAAUGAAAGUGGCAGUGUUGAGAAAUAUCCAGUAGUUGGCAGAGCCUGUCAAAAGGACAAGAUCCUCAAGAUUGCUCAAGAUCUUGAUCCCUUGUGGCUGUUGAAUUUACUAAACAAACUACAAAAGCAGUUCAUGAAGCAUUAUGUCAAUGCAAUGACAGAGUUCAAAGUGCGCUGGAACUUGGGUGAUAAUGAAGAGGUAGACGACAUGAUAAGUGAAUUAAAAGGUCAAGUCCGAAAAAGGAUACAAGCUAGUAUAGACAGUGAACUGAGGAAGGCCGAAGCCCGGGCUGGACAAGCAACAACUCAUAAAGAGGCCAUAUCAUGUAAUUCAACUGAGAGAAGUGAGGGACGAAGGAGUUUAAUAUCUAGGAAGAACACGGGCACAUCUUACAGUGACCAGCGCAGUGAAAAGGAUGACGAAUUCUGUGAAUGUGAAUCAUGUAAAAAUAACACAAAUGUAUCACAGCCUCAAAUCAUUGCCAAGGCUAUGCAUAUUGCCCCUCUAUUGAUUGCUUUUGACUUAGCGAGAAUUCUACAUUCCAAGAAAAGCGAUACUGCAAAUGCGCAAACGAUUAUACCUACAGCGAACCUUGAACAUGCUGCCAAAACCGUAGAUGAAAAUAUAGCAGCAGAAAUUGUUGUAGGAAAUGUUAUUCUUGAUGCUGUGAGAGAAGUGAAGUGUAUUGGGCAGAAAGAACCGGCAGAAGAAACAUUUGAGAAAUUUGAAGAAAUCAAGGCUGAGGAUGAAACUGCAGAAGAAGAAACAUCUGAGAAGGAAAAUGCUGAAGCGCUUAUGGUUGAAGAGGAGCCAGCAGAAGAGCAACCAUCUGAGAAGCACAUCACUCAAGAUGAAGAAGAAACAGAGGAAACAUCUGAAAAGGACAAUGAUGAUGAGAUCAUGGCUGAGGAUGAAUCUGCACUAGAAGAAACAUCUUCGGAAGAAAUAAGGACUGAGGACGAAACUAAAAUAGACGAUGGGGAAGGAAUCACUCGCGAAGAUGAAUCUGACCUAGAAAACACUUAUGAGAAGAACAAUGCUGAAGAAUCUGCAGAAGAAGAAACCUCUGAGAUGGACGAUGCAAAAGAAACAGUGCUUGAAGUUGGAACUGCAGAAGCAGAAACUUCAGUGAAGGGUAAUAACGAUGACGAUAUUGUCGAAAAUGGAACAGAGGAAGAAGAAAAAUCUGACCAGGAUCCUACUGAAGAAAUCAUGGCUGAGGAUGCUGAAACACCAAUUUCUGAGAAGGAUCACGGUGAAGAGAAAAUGGCAGAAUCUGCAGAGGUGUCUGAGCAGGAACAUUCGGAAUCAUCAAUGGCUGAGGAUGAAUAUGCCCUAGAGGCAAUAUCUGAGAAGGGCAGUCCUGAGGAUGCAGGAACUGAACAUUCUGAAGGAUCAAUGGCUGAGGAUGACACUGCACUAGAAGAAGAGUCUGAGAUUGACAGUGCUGAAAAGCUCAUUGCCAAGGAGGAAUCUGCAGAAGAUAAAUCAUCUGAGAACGAUCCUGCAGAGGAAAUUGUUUCUGAGGCGGAAACUGAAGAUGCAGAGGUAUCUGAAAAGGACCAUAGUGACCAAAACAAUGGUGAAAAUGAAACUGCAGGAGACGAAACGUCUGAGCAAGAGGAUGCUGAUGAAGCCACAGCUGGAGAUGAAUCUGCAUCAGAAGAAACAUCUGAUCAGGACCGGGAAGAAGAUAACAUGGCUGAAGUUGAAACUGCAGAAGGAGGAACAUCUGAGAAGGACAAUGAUGAUGAAAACAAUGAUGAAGAAAACAAUGAUGAAGAAAACAUUGAUGAAGCAAAUAAUGAUGUCGAAAACAAUGAUGAAGGUGGAGAAGAGGAAGCUACUGAGCAGGAUAACUCCAAAUACAACAUGGUUGGGGAUGCAGAUGAAGAAAUGUCUGAAAGUGAGGAAGAUGAAACUGCAGCGGAAGAAACUUCUGAGAAGGACGCUUCAGAGGACACCAUGGCUGAAGAUGAAACUGCAGAGGAGGAAACUCCCAAUCAGGUUAACACCAACGGAACAAUGACUGAAGAUGAAAUUGCAGAAGAAGAUACAUCAGAGAAGGACCCUUCAGAAGAGAUCAUAGCUGAGGCUGAAUCUGCCGAGGAAGAAACAUCUGAGAAGGGUGAAUCCAUGACUGAAGACGAAACAGCAGAAAACCAAACUACUGAGGAGGACAACUCCACAAACAAUGUGGCUGGGGAAAAAACUGCAGAUGAAGAAAUGUCUGAAAAUGACCAUGCUGAGGAAGAUAUUGAUGAAGAUGAAACUGCAGGAGAACAUACUUCUGAGAAGGAUAACGACAAAGAGAGUGUGCCUGAGGAGGAAACUGCAGAUGAAGUAAAAUCUGAGCAGGACAAUGCUGAAGAUGAAACUGGAGAAGAACCAACAUCUGGGGACGCUGUGGAGGAAAUACUGACUGAAGACGACACUGCAGAAACAGAAAUGCCGGAGAAGAAAAACACAGAAGAGAUCAUGGCUGAGGCUGAAUCCGCAGAGGAAGAUUCUUCUGAGAAGGAAUAUGCUGAAGAAACCACGGCUGAGAAUGAAGAUGUAGAAGAAGAAACUCCUGAACAGGUUAACACCAAAGAAAUCAUGACUGAGAAUGAAACUGUGGAAGAAGAAACCUCCAAGGUCGACACUGAAUCCGACUUAGGUAGUGGUGAAGGAAACACCUGUGAAGAUCUGUCUGACGAAGAGGAGGAGGACAUUGAAGCGGACAGACAUCAAGACAGUGAUGUCAUCAACACAACCGGAGGGGAAUCGGCUGGACAAGAAACUGAAUCAGGUAGCUGUGAAGCUGAGACAUGUGGAGAAGAGGAACAUGAGCUAAACCAGACCGCUGAAUGCCCUGAACCGGAUAUUGAGGUAAUACACGAUGAUCCAAAAGAACAAAAUACAUCUGCAGGAUCUGAAUCAAUAGGCAAAGAAGGAAAUGACCUGGAGUCUUCUAAAGUCGAGCAGCAGUCAGUGAAUGAAACUGCAGAUGAAGAAUUGGGGCCAGCCGAAACAGAGGCACCAGAAACUGAUGAAAACGACAGUGCCGAAGAGUCUACGGAAUGUGCAUCGACAGAAAAUAUAGACGAGGGUGAAAUGAGCGAGGAGCCAGUCCAUAUCGGGAAUCAGACUGACGAAAGCCAAAGACCAGCAGCAUCUGAAACCACUGGAGAUGGUUCUGAGGAUGAGGAUGACAUGGAAGCGAAGUCCUCAGAGGCGGUAUCUGCCCCUGAUGAGAUCGGAGAGGAUGAAACUACAGGGGAGGAAGAAGAAGCUACCGAUGAUGUUAAUGAGCCUACUGAAGAUGAAGAACAAUGUCAAACUGAAGAACACAAAGGAGAGGAACCAACAGAUGACCAAAGUUGUAUUACUAAGGAGGGUGAAGAAGAUGACCUGGUCAAAUCUUACGAUGCGACAGAUGGUCAAGAUGGCGUUGAAGAGCUGAAAUCAGUUCUAGCAUCAGAUACAGAGGACCUUGUUGAAGACAUAUCAGUACACAACAUACAUGGAACAAAUGAAAUGGAUAUGCAAGUGGUAGAACUAGAAGAUGACAACGAUAAUGAAACCAAGGAAAUCGUAGCUUCUUCCGGUGAAACGGUUAUUGGAGACGGAUGCCAGGAUGAAACCGAAGCACCCUUGGAGACGUCAGCAAAAGACGAGAAGGGCGCGGCGAUCGAGAACCAAGGAAAUUCUGCCGACGAUGAGGCAGAAGAUGAAGACUCAGAUAAUCAAGAAGAGCAAGAAACUGACGAGGGGGAGAUAGCAGAACUUGUUUCCACAGAGACGAAUGAAGUCAAAGAAGGCAGCCAAGUUGCAGAGGCGAAAGCAUCAUGGACGCUGGACUCCUUAGUCAAAGUAAGCGCAGAGUCAGAGAGCGGAGCUUACGCUGACAUCGAAGAAUCUGAUGUCAGCGAAGUGAAUGCAGGAGACUCAGACAGUGUCGUAAAAAUCCCAUGAGACAUUGACAGAGAGCCAGAAAAGCAACGAUGAGGGAAUAUUGGUAAAUAUAUUUAAAGAGAAACCUUGAGAGGAUACAGUUAGAGCUGAUAUGUAACAGACAUCAGUGAUGUCAGAGAAACUUCUGAGAAGAUUAGACCCGUCAAUAAGGGAAUAUCAGCAUGGAUCCAUCAGAGACGUUGUGAUCCCCAGGCAUUAUCUACCCAUGUGUCUAAAGUUAACUAAAGAAUGGCUUCGAAUGAGGGCAGGCACAUUUGUUAUUGGUGGAUUCAGGGAGGUGUCAAAUGUGUAUUCCUAAUUAAAUUCAGGUUAGUUAUUUAAAAAUAGAGCUUAUUUGUCAAGACCAUGCUGCUAUACUUUUAGGGUCGUUCAAGAUGGUCAUGUCAGUCACGUGAUUUAUAUAUAAAGCACUUUAUUACAUCAUUGCAGCUUUUGUGAAUGUUAGCCACAAAGAAGGAAAUCCAUUAAUACUUGAUAUAUUUAACUACUUCUUAAGUACUGUAUUCUGUAACAAUUGUCAACCUUAGACAAAAACAAGGGUAUAUUUAAGGUAUUUAAAACACAGGCGUUUCGCAAUAGAUUCUACUGUAUCUACUUUACUGUAACUUGAGUCUGUUUAAUUCAAAAACUGUUAGCUAUUUAACAUAUUCAUGGAAUCCCUAAUAUAUAUGUGAAGAUACUUAUUGGCAUAUUUACAUGGUUGGUUUUAUUGCUUAAAUACAUAAAAAAAAUUUUUUUUUCAAUUACCAGUUUAUCUGCACUUUAUUCAUCAACCCAAACCUCAACAACAAACGAUAUCUGUUGUAUUUAUGAUCCCCUUAUGGAAAGCCAAAAUGCUUUUGAAGCUUGUCAAUGAAGAUCAGUGGAAUGGACCUUUGCACACUUAUCCACCUGAAACUUUGCAAGUUAAUGAAGACAUUGUGUAGAGUAAAGCUACCUGCUAAAAAUAUGAUGCCACACACCAAUCCAAGGAGAUACUGAUAUCCUACCACCAGGGGCUUACCAACAUGGCUUGAACUUGAAAAUACAGUUCAAGACAUUUUUAUUUGAUGAUGAUAUUAAGUAUGUGUAUCUGAUAUGUAUGUGUCUAACACACCUUUUGAUCGCACUUGUAACUCAUUUGUUGAAUAAAAAUGUGCAUAAGUGA
Gadus macrocephalus (Pacific cod) is the source of this 13738-nucleotide messenger RNA. It is a transcript of the gene rp1l1b, whose product is annotated as rp1 like 1b. Gene Ontology annotation, biological process: retina development in camera-type eye; photoreceptor cell development; axoneme assembly. The coding region runs from base 58 to 12591 and encodes 4177 amino acids. The record is from RefSeq and is a predicted model, not a curated record. Gene Ontology annotation, cellular component: axoneme. NCBI's taxonomy places the organism in Eukaryota, Metazoa, Chordata, Actinopteri, Gadiformes, Gadidae. The transcript has 3 exons.